AUGGCAUCCGCAAAGGGGGCAUUGCGGAACGUGCAGGCGCAGGAGGAGGCGUCUCCGCAUUCCCCGCGGGAAGGGGGAGUCUUGCGCAACGAUGAGCUGGCGCGUCAGCUGGAGCAACUUAAAGACAUCGACGCAUUGCAGGCCCUAGCACACAGCAUGGCAGCAGGGGGGAAGGAGGGUUCAUCUGUGCUCACCGCGGCUCAGCUGGGGGAGGUGAUAUCUGCGCUGCAGGCGCAGGUGCAGGCUGAGGUGGCAACGCAUCAUGACGAGCUGCUGCAGCAGCUAUCCUCGUUAAAAGACACGGAGGGCGUGCUGUCUGUGGUGCGCGCUGGAGUCGACUCGUUACUAGCCUCGGUCCAGCGUGUGCGGGCAGAGAUAGCGGACCCGUAUCGGGCCAUUCAGGUGAAGACACGUCAGCUGGCCGCCCUUUACGACACCAUGGAGCUGCUGAGAGCCGUCAUCAAAUACCUCAAACUGGUGCGCAAGCUGAGGGAGCACCUGAGUGGGGGGGUGGAAAAGGCGGAGCUGGGGAAGGCGGGGCAGGUGUGGCAGGAGGUGGGGGCGGUGCACAGGGAGGCGCAGCUGGGGGGGGUGCAUGUGGUGGAGGCUCAGCACGAGUGGGUGGCGGAGGCAGGGCAGGCGAUUAGGAGAGAGGCGAUGAAGGCACUGGAGGGGGGCAUGGAGGCGAUGAACCAGGCUGAAGUGGGGAGUGUGUUGCAGGUGUUUUUCAACAUGGGUGAGCUGCGGCAGACAGUGGAUCAGCUAGUAGCGAAGCACAAGGGGCAGGCGAUGCGAGCCGUGGCGACAGGACUAGACAUGAAGGUAUGGCCUCCCCCCUUCCCCUUCCGAGUGCGCAUGAAGCUUACGUGA
Messenger RNA from Closterium sp. Yama58-4, 870 nucleotides. Lineage: Eukaryota; Viridiplantae; Streptophyta; Zygnematophyceae; Desmidiales; Closteriaceae. The record is from the annotation of a GenBank genome assembly.